This is a messenger RNA of Xenopus laevis (African clawed frog), 1490 nucleotides long. RefSeq names its product Rab9 effector protein with kelch motifs L homeolog (gene rabepk.L). NCBI's taxonomy places the organism in Eukaryota, Metazoa, Chordata, Amphibia, Anura, Pipidae. The record is from RefSeq and is marked provisional.
GGCAGUGGGCGGGCUUGUGUAGCUAAAGCAGAGUUCUGUCACUCACAGGUAUUACCACUUCCUGUGGAAGACUGAAAGUACCCGCCCACCAUUCAUUUCAGCCUAGCAACUCAGCAGGGAGGAUUUCUCUGCAGCUCUCGUACGAUUCUGUUUAUAAGAGUUUGCAUUUUAGAAACAUGGGACUUCUAGAAGUACUGGACCCAGAAGACCUACCCAAGAUGUCAACAUGGUAUGCAUUGGUGCCCCGUGGAGAAGGGCCCAGCGCAAGAGUGGGUCAUACAUGCAUGUAUGUAUCUUCCAGUGAGGAUUCUUCAAAGGGGAAAAUUCUCAUUCUUGGUGGGGCUGAUCCUAGUGGCUGCUAUUCUGAUACUCACAUCAUAGAUCUUGAUAAUCACGAGUGGGACAACCCAGACUCAGAAGGCCUGUUACCUCGAUAUGAACAUGCAAGCUUCAUUUCUGCCAGCAAUCCAGGCAACAUCUGGGUAUUUGCAGGAGCAGAGCAAGCAGAAAAUAGAAACUGUGUUCAGGUCUUAAACCCAGGGGCUGCUUCAUGGAAAAGCCCAAAAGUGAUGGGAACACCCCCUUCUCCAAGGACUUUCCACACCUCCUCAGCCACCAUUGAAGAUAAGCUUUACGUGUUUGGAGGAGGAGAAAAAGGAGCAGAACCAGUUGCAGACACCAACCUUUACAUAUAUGACACAGCUACCAUGACAUGGACACAGCCAGUGACAUCAGGAGAUCCACCACAGGCUCGCCAUGGCCAUGUUCUUACAGCAUUAGGUACUAAACUGUUUGUUCAUGGUGGCAUGGCAGGAAGCACUUUUUUCAAAGAUAUGUUUUGCAUAGAUACAGAUACCAUGAAGUGGGAACGUUUGAAAACAAAGGGGGAUCUACCGCCUGCUUGUGCAGCUCAUUCCUCUGUGGCCUGGAAAUCUUAUAUUUAUAUCUUUGGUGGCAUGACUAGCACAGGGGCUACAAACUCUAUGUACAGAUAUGACACAGAAACACUUCUGUGGAAACAGUUGAAGUUUGAUUCUGCAUGUCCUCCUGCAAGGUUGGAUCAUUCGAUGUGUCUCCUUCCAUGGAAAACAAGGACUAAUACAGAUAAUGCUGAAAAACUUCCUUGUAAAGCGAAAGAGGAAAGUAAAUUAAAAGAAUGUUCAUCUGCAACAAGCAAGACACUGGAACAGGGAAUUGUACAUUUAUGUUUUAUAUUUGGAGGCAUGGAUACAGAUGGGGAACUGCACAGUGACUGCUGCGUGACUAUACUCCAGUGAUAAUAGAAGAAAUAAUCACUACACUAACCUAUAGAGUUUUGGAUUUUAAAAGAAAUUGUACGACUAUGCCAACAAGUACACCUUCCACUUGGUUUUGUCCAGUGAUGUAUCUGAUCUGCUGUUGGUUUAAGAAUCCUUUCUGCUGAAUUUAUUCUUUUAGUGAAUUUUCAGUUUGAGGGGAAAUCAUGUUCAAAUAUUUCUUUGAAAAUUAAA